This is a messenger RNA of Nezara viridula (southern green stink bug), 1338 nucleotides long. Lineage: Eukaryota; Metazoa; Arthropoda; Insecta; Hemiptera; Pentatomidae. The record is from the annotation of a GenBank genome assembly.
AAAUGUUUGAAUGAUAAGGAGUUGCCGGUUUGGUGAUAGUGGUUAUUACUCUUUUAUUCAAGUACUUUUAUGUCAUUGACUUCUAUUCUAAAAUCCCUUAAUUCGGGAAAUGAAUCCACCAAUCAGUUGGAGAUCUUGAAGUGAUGUCUUGGAGGUUAUUUAAGAAAAUACUAUUACCUGUAAUAAGAGUUAGAUAUUCUGAACAACUAUCCAUUUUUCCAAUAUGUAGAUACUCUUCAUCUAAUCUUUUAAUUAUAAAAAAGAUUGGUGUUAUCACAUGUAUUGGUCUUAAUAGACCAGAUUCGAAGAAUCGCUUUAGUGUAAAUCUAACGAAAAAGUUAAAAGAGGCUGUUGAGUCUUUUGAAGAAGAUGAACUUUCACCUGUUGCAGUGUUGUAUGGGGAGCGUGGAAAUUUUUCUUAUGGUUAUGAUGUAUCUGAAUUUCAUGAAAAUUCAAAGUAUUUUAAUGAAAUAGAAGAUAUUGCCUUGCUAGAAACCUUUACUUCCAAGCCUAUUGUUGCAGCAAUAAGUGGGUUUGCUGUUGGGCUUGCGUUUGAUAUAGCCCUUUGGUGUGAUUUCAGAAUUGUGGAAGAAACUGCUGUGAUGGGUGGUUAUGCCAGAAAAUUCGGUGUUCCUAUAUCUGAUGCUGUAGCAAAAAGGUUGUGCUACAAUCUAGGUGUGAAUAAAGCUCUGGAUCUCAUGUUAACUGGUCGAGUUUUAAAGUCAAAGGAAGCAUUGGAAUCGGGUAUUGCAACUAGAGUUGUAGCAUGUGGAACAGGUUUAGGUCAAGCUGUUAAUUUUGCAAAUUCAUUAGCUAACAUGCCGCAAGCUUGCCUUAAAGCAGACAGGGCAGCAAUACUUUCAUUUAGUAAAAAGUAUUCUACAGAACAUGUUAAAGAUAUCAUAAUGCAGAUAAAAUGUACACAGAAACAAAUUGCUUUGGAGGAAGCUGAAAAAGGUCUCUAUAUUACCGAGAGUGAAGACGUUAGAAAGAAGGAUAGUUAAAAAAAAAAACUUUACCAUUUACCUUUAGCUGUGGUUGAAGUUUCAGAAUCAUAAAAUCCUUGGAUACGCAGCUGAUAUAGCUGUCCUUGGAAGUAAUCAAGAAGACUUGAGCAACUCGCUACAACACUGGAUAAGAGAGGCAGAGCAGAUCGGUCUACAAGUAAAUGAAGAUAAAACAAAAUAUAUUCUAAUAAGCUGAAAAUUCCACCCCAAUAACAGGAUCUACGUAUAAGGAAAGUUUCUCGAAAGCAGACAAAUUCAAAUACCUCAACUCCACAAUAACCUCAAUGAAUGACCAACGGCAACGGGCAGAAAUAGACCAGUGUAUAACUAG